This is a messenger RNA of Parathielavia appendiculata, 918 nucleotides long. RefSeq lists its product as uncharacterized. Lineage: Eukaryota; Fungi; Ascomycota; Sordariomycetes; Sordariales; Chaetomiaceae. The record is from RefSeq and is a predicted model, not a curated record. The transcript has 2 exons. Bases 47 to 685 code for a protein of 212 amino acids.
CGCGACUAGUUCUCAACGAUAUCUUCCGCACGUUCAUAUCAACAGUAUGGAUUUCUCCUCCUUCGUAAAGUACAAUGAGAAAGAUGUCAUCCCCGAGACCCCUCAUCUCUCAAUCAGCCUCCGCGCCCCCAUCGAACUCUCGAUUAUCGGUGCUGUUCCAUACCCGAUCCAUUUCACUAUUCGGCGCGUGGCAAAAGGGGACGGGACCGAUUCCCGUCCCUGCAUCUUCCGCUUCGAUCCUUCCGUCGACGCCUUCUCUCCUCCCUCUGGCCUCAUCCUGCUGCGUCAUCGUUGGAGCAGCGGCGGCGGCGGCCUUGAGGCUGUCCCAGUCAACCAUGGGUAUUGUCACUCCGCCGGCCAACAAGACAGCAGUCAGUUCUUGUGGGAGCUCGCCGCCCCUGGGGACGAGGUCAGCCUGACGGCGACGCUGCCCGAGCGGUACUUCCGUGCUUUGGAGGACAGUUGGCAUACGUUCACGCUGCUGUAUCCUGGAACGGAGUUCCUGCUGUGGGACUGGGGUACGGCACAGGAACGUGUUGGCUGGGUUUCGAAGGGGACUCGGAAGCUGGUGGUUCCCGGCGGCGCGCGCGUCAACUUUGCGGCGGGACACUUCAGCGAGUAUCGGACAGCUGACCCGCCUUGGUUCAACCCGCCUCCUCUGGUGGAGCCGUCGGAUAGAGUGUGAGUAGUAUUCUUAUCUCCCUUCCGACAGCCCUUAAAGCAGUCAUUACUGGUUUUAACAUUCCCAGUCCUGGCGCACCAUACUUUACAGUGACAGUCACGGGCCCGACACUCGUCAAGAGCUACGAAAAUCUGAAGUUAACGCUUCGUUUCACCUAUCACGGAGUUACAGGAACCAACGGCAGCCUUCAGGGGUCUCCUACACCCUCUGUAACGUUCCAUUCUUGGGUACUUACC